AGAACAGGGCCGUUCAGAGAGUAGAGCAUGUUAGUCUGACCCUGCAGCAGCGAUUAAUUAUUAGUUUGACCACUUUCCAUGACUUUUAACAGUUUCACUGUAAAUCCGAAGUGACGUGCGUCAUUCUGCACAUCACAUUAAUUAAUACUGCUGCCGAUACGUGAUGCAUUCACUAACUCUGAACGGAGUGACAGUGAAUUUUCCUUUUCUGCCAUAUGAUUGUCAGAAGAACUACAUGAGCAAAGUGAUUGAAUGUCUUCAGAAGAAGGUGAAUGGAGUUCUUGAGAGUCCUACAGGUACUGGCAAAACCCUGUGCCUGCUGUGUGCCACCUUGGCCUGGAGAGAGCAGUUCAGGGACACAAUCUCUGCCCACAAGAUAGCAGCGAGGCUGGGUGGUGAGGAGAUGUUGCCAAAAACACCUCUGUCAUCCUGGGGGUCAGCUUCUGCAAGUGAUGACAUAUCAACCUACUAUACAGAUGUUCCCAAGAUUAUAUAUGCAUCAAGGACACACUCUCAGCUUGCACAGGUUAUCAGAGAGUUAAAGAACACUUCAUACAGGCCAAAGGUGUGUGUGCUGGGAUCAAGAGAGCAGCUGUGUAUCAACCAGGAGGUAAUGCGUCAGGAGAGCAACUAUGUCAAAGUCCAUAUGUGCAGAAGAAAAGUUUCCACCAGGUCAUGUAUCUACUACAAUAACCAUGAAGAGAAGAGUACUGACAGAGACUUGGUGAAUUCUAUCCUUGAUGUGGAAGAUUUGGUCAAAUUUGGCAACAAACAAAGGGUUUGUCCUUACUACCUCUCCCGUUCCUUGAAGCAGCAAGCAGAUGUCAUUUUUAUGCCAUACAACUACCUGCUCGAUCCAAAGAGUCGCAGGGCGCACAACAUCGAACUAAACGGGGCUGUGGUCAUCUUUGAUGAAGCUCACAAUGUGGAGAAGACCUGUGAAGAGUCAACAUCAUUUGACCUAACUCCCUAUGAUGUAGCCUCAGCCAUUGAUGCUGUGGACAGGCUGCUGGUGGAGCAGGCUAAAGAUGUCAGCUAUGGAGACUCUGUUACUGAAGACUUCAGUCUAGACUUUUCCAAUUCUGGCUUAAGAAUGGAUAUAGCCACCAUUGCUAAAAUCAAACAAAUACUGCUGGAUCUGGAAACUGCCAUCGAUUCCUAUGAUGUUACAAGUGACAAAGGCAUCACAAAACCUGGAAUCUUUAUUUAUGAACUGUUGGAGAGAGCCCACUUGACCUACAACAGCAAGACAGCAGUUUAUGAAGCUCUGGAGCAAAUCAGUGGAUACUUAGCAGCGAAGCCAGGAGUAUUCCUGAAUACAAGUGGACUACAAAAGCUUGCUGAUAUCAUACAGCUAGUGUUCUGUGGAGAACCAUCAGAAAAGGACAGACAACAGCAGAUGCAAUCCAACACGGCUCAUUUUAAGGUUCAUAUCCAUCAAGACACCAGCUAUCACAAGAAAAAACAGAGCAAUGAUGUGUGGACUUCUUCUUCAACAAAGAAACAAGGCAACAUCCUGAGUUACUGGUGCUUUUCUCCUGGCUUCAGCAUGCAGGAUCUGGUGAAUCAAGGUGUUCGCUGCAUCAUUCUGACCAGCGGUACCCUUUCUCCUCUGUCCUCAUUCACAUCUGAGAUGAGGAUAGAAUUCCCAGUGAGUUUAGAGAACAGCCAUGUGAUUGAACGGGACCAGAUCUAUGUGAGCAUCAUUGACCGAGGCCCAGAUGGAGAGCUGUUAAGUUCAGCGUUUGAUAGAAGGUUUGUUCCUGAAAACAUGGCAUCUUUAGGCAACACUGUUGCAAACCUGAGCCGUGUGGUUCCUCAUGGUCUCUUAGUGUUUUUUCCCUCCUUCACAUUAAUGGAAAAAACCCUGGAGUUCUGGAGAGCUAAUGGACAUGCAGAUCGCAUUGAGACUAUAAAGCCUAUGUUUGUUGAACCUAAAGGAAAAGGCUCCUUUACUGAGGUUAUUGAUGGAUAUUACAACAAAGUCAAUGAUCCAGUAUCAAAAGGGGGAACCUUCUGUGCUGUGUGUCGAGGGAAGGCUAGCGAGGGACUGGAUUUUGCAGAUACGUUUGGACGGGGUGUCGUCAUCACUGGCCUUCCUUUUCCUCCCAAGAUGGAUCCUAGAGUCAUCCUGAAGAUGCAGUUCUUGGAUGAGAUGAGCUUGAAAAAAUCUCCUGGGCUGAAGUACCUGUCUGGGCAGCAGUGGUACAGACAGCAGGCUUUCCGAGCAGUGAACCAGGCAAUUGGGAGAGUCAUUCGGCAUAGGCAGGACUACGGCGCCAUCUUCCUGUGUGAUCAGAGGUUCAAAAGCCUUGACGCCAGGGCGCAGCUUCCAUUGUGGGUACGGCCUUAUGUGCGUCUUUGUGACAGAUUUGGGAAUGUGAUCCGUGAUGUGUCUCAAUUCUUCAGAGUUGCACAGAAAAUGAGGCCUGUGACAGAAAAGAAGGUUGCAACAGAGAGCUGUGGAACAAAGUGUUUACCAGAGAGUGAGUCCUCUGGUUUCACUUCCUGCUCAUCCCCCCAAAGCUCCCACACCCAGCAAGCCAAGAUGCUGGACACUCACCUUCCCAGCCUGAAGAGGAGGAGACUCAAUGAACACACUGGAGUCAAUCAGAUGGCCAGGAUUUGCACUGAGUAUGAGUGUGAGGUACAGGAUAGUCAGAGGAGACCAGUCAACCUGCUGGAUGCACUGGAGCGAGGUGACCAUUGUAGUGGAGAGGAUGAAGAUGCUACUGUGGGAGAAGAGAAGGCAAAUUGUUUGUCCACACUGUCUCUUCAAUAUGACAAGAGGAUCGAUGAUGAAAUGCGGGGAGGCAAACGCAAAAUCAAAUUGGUAGGUACUUAUUUUAAAAUAAGCAGGUUGGAGGAUGUGUCUGAAGAAGGUAAAGCCAGCAGGGCGAAGAUUUUCUUGGCAGAGAUGAAGAAGUCACUGAGCCAGGUCAACUUUGACCGCAUCAUUCAGGCUCUGCAAACCUACAAAAAGACUGACAACCUGGAUGUCCUGCUUUCUGAGACAGCUGUCUUAACUGAAGAUGCUAACACUUACAGUCUGCUACGAGGGGUCUACCAGUUUGUUCGCCCACAUCACAAGAAGAUGUUUGAUGAGAAAUGCCUGGAGUUGACUGGGCAGGACUGUGGAUACAAACCUGAUUGCUCACUGGCAAAAGACCAGAAUAAAGUACUCAUGCUACACAGUGACAAACAGACAGUUCUGUGUCUAAAAUCCUCCAGUGGGAUGUCAAGCUACAGUCAGCUGAAUACACAGCAGCUCAACAAAGGAGGCCACCACCUAAAUCAGGAAGGAUUAAGAGAACCUCAGACUGAUUCUGCUUCAAAUAGUGAAGUCCAUUCUACCUUUCUGGCUGAUGUGAAAAAAGCCCUUGGAGUGGAAAAAUCAGCUCAGCUGUUUCACACCAUUUCUAGCUACAAGAAGACAGACAACUAUGAAAACCUGGUGACCAAAGUCACAAGCUUAUUCACAGAGAGAAAUGACAUCAGCCUUCUAGUCAGAUUUGGCAUGUUUAUUCGUCCUCACCAUAAGAAGCAAUACCAAAAGAUGCUGGAUGCUUUGAUAGAUCAGUCAGUUUGUACUGCUGAUGUUUCUACUGUCAGUGAAGACCAGCAAAAACAUGUGUCGCCCCCACUGUCCUUUGCUUCAGCUUCCUGCAUGGAAGAUGGUGAAGAUGCUGCAGAUGCACCUCCCUGUUGUUGGUUGAGCCUCCGAUUAGUCUCCAUCCACAGGUCAACAGCUGGCUUUGGGUCAAAUGUCUCUGUGGUCUGCUUUGACAGGUCCACUGGCAUCUACUUUGAAGACACAGAGCAAGAUUUCCAAUUUUUUCUCAAAGUAGAUUAUAAGUUACAGGAACAUAUUUGUGUACGCAUUACAGAAAGAUCAUAACUGUUAGUACUGACAAAACUAUAAACUAGCCAGACACCGUAAUCUUGCUCAGUAAUCAUCCCAACACGAGAAGACAGGCAGACAGAAUUGAAGAAUUAGUGUUGGACAUGAAAGUCAACAACUUUAUGACAAAAUAUUUUAUCUUUCUCUAUGUAGGGAGGAAGAAACUCCCAAGAUAAGAGCUAAUUUGAGAUGACUAUUGGCACAGAGGCUGUAAGGGAUUUGUGAUUUAACUAAACAAAGCCUGUUCUGUAUUUAAUUAAUGUCAUGAAAACUGAAAAUGUAAUAUGAAGAAAUAAAAGGAUUUUGUGUGUGUG
This is a messenger RNA of Scatophagus argus, 4215 nucleotides long. It is a transcript of the gene rtel1, whose product is annotated as regulator of telomere elongation helicase 1. Gene Ontology annotation, cellular component: nucleus. The record is from RefSeq and is a predicted model, not a curated record. Gene Ontology annotation, biological process: DNA recombination; DNA replication; DNA repair. NCBI's taxonomy places the organism in Eukaryota, Metazoa, Chordata, Actinopteri, Scatophagidae. Gene Ontology annotation, molecular function: hydrolase activity, acting on acid anhydrides, in phosphorus-containing anhydrides; DNA binding; DNA polymerase binding. The transcript has 34 exons. The coding region runs from base 164 to 3898 and encodes 1244 amino acids.